CUAACCUGACACGAGGAAAAGUGGGGUUCGUCGUCGUCGCACGGGCGAGAAGCGAGGAUCCGUCGAUGGGCUUUUAGGUCGAUGAAACUGCGCGAGAUUCGCAUUUCCGUUUGAGCCGGUGAUACAGUCCUCUCGGUGGAAACAUGUGGCUGGAGGAGUGCGACAGCUUCGCCGAGCUGUGCCGGGGCUACCUGCCGUACUAUCUGCUAAUAGUCCUGCCGAUCUUCAUCAUCAUCUCCCCGGUGAACCCGGUGGCCGCCUCCCACGAGUUCCCCGUGUAUCGUAUGCACCAGUACGACCUGCACGGAGUUCCGCACGGUUGCCGUAGCGCGCCCGUUUCCCUGGAGGCGAGGUCCCUGGCCGGAUGGAGCACCUCCAGGCACUGCGUCGUCGCGCGAGCGCUGGACAUCACACCGUCCGUCUUCCAGUCCAUUAGAAGUAAGGCCGGCGCUUUGGUGAUUGUUCUACCCGAGAAGAUGGCUGAACUCACGGCGGAGGAGAAGCAACACAUUCUGAAUCUAGAAGAGUCCAUGCUGUACGGCUCCGAGACGACAAUACCGGUGUACUUUGCACUGUGGCAUCCGGAGCUUCAGGUGAUUCUGGACGACAUCGCGGGUGGUUUUAUUACGGAUGAGAAGGCCGGCUCGGCGGCGGAAGCCAUAUACAACUCCAUUUCGGCUAGCGGUUACCAAGUGGUGGUAACUACCGGACAGGCAGUUCCUAAAACAGAUGUUAAAGUUGCCACGUUGCACGGCAAGCUAACUGGAACUGGCACCGAAGAGAAGUUACCUACCAUAGCGAUAGUGACACAUUACGAUAGUGCUGGUGUGGCACCUGAAUUAUCAUUCGGUGCGGACAGUAAUGCUUCCGGCGUAGCUAUGCUACUAGAAUUAGCGAGACUGUUCUCUGCUUUAUAUUCCACUGGUCGGACAAGACCGCAAUAUAAUCUCGUUUUUAUCGCGACUGGAGCUGGUAAAUUGAAUUAUCAAGGUAGCAAGAAGUGGUUGGAGGAUCAGUUGGACGGGGUUGAAGGUUCUGUUAUACAGGAUGCAGCUUAUGUAAUAUGCCUUGACACAGUUUCCGCCAGCAAUAAUUUAUAUGUGCACGUGUCAAAGCCACCUAAGGAGAACUCGUCGGGUGGUUUGUUUUACAAGGAGCUUAAAACUGUUUCGCAAUCAUUCAACACUGUCGCUGUCGAUGGCGUGCAUAAAAAGAUAAAUCUCGCGGAAGAGACAUUAGCAUGGGAACACGAAAGAUACAGCAUUCGAAGAUUGCCAGCUGCUACUUUGUCUACGUUAAAAAGUCAUGAAGAUUCAACUAGGACUAGUAUAUUAGAUGUCUCUAGAGAAGGACAAGUAGAUAGAUUGUACAAGCAUACCCAAAUCGUAUCAGAAGCAUUAGCGCGUCAUAUAUAUAACUUGAGUUCUAGUCAAAUAUUUGCUGGUCCACUGGAUGUUUCGAAAGAAUCGCUUUCCUUAUGGUUUAAUUACUUCGCUUCUCAACCACGAGCAGCAUCAUUACUCGUGAAUAAAAACAAUGCACUAGUCGGUACUUUGAAAGAGGCAAUGGCGAGAUAUUUGGGAGAUGUUAAAGUUGCUCUUCAUACUCCUGAUAAACAAGAUCCAGAAUUUGUGUUUUACGAUGUUACAAAAGCCAUUUUGAAUGUAUAUAGUGUAAAACCGGCUGUGUUUGAUCUCUUUCUUACUAUCGGCAUAAUUUUGUACUUGGGAAUAUUAUACAUGGUUGUGCAUAAUUUUCCACACGCUUACGCUCUGGCAACGAGACUUUCUGCGAAGAGCAAGACGACGUAAAUCUUACUUUGUAUUUACAAGCAAAGUAAUCAGACUUUUUUUGAACCUCGAUUUCCAGUAAUGUUGAAUAAUCGACUUAUAUUGUAAGAAAGUUGACUAGUUCUUAGAUGAUACAUUUCUUCUAAAGUACUCCAAAAUAUACACUUAUGCAUAUUUAGGUAUUUCCUAAAGGCAAAUUAAAUCCAAGUAUAUAUAUUUGUUUGUAUAUAUUUAUUUCACAAGUUUUUAAUUAUAAAAUUACAGAGAUUAUGUUAUUUAUAAUGCUCAAUAGUAUGUCGCCAUCCUUUAUGAACCUCUUCCAGCAAUAACGAAAUUUAGAAUACAGGAGGAAGAACAAUUUGUUUUCCUUGUAACUAGGCGUUCUCUAGAUGAUCUGCCAUGUGGAAAGUGAUAAUAAAGACCAAGUUAUGAUCGACCAAAUAGUAAGAUGUUAAAAUGCAAGUGUAAUGAUAUAAAAAAUUGGAAAAUUUGUUAUGUGUGAAAGCAGCUAUAAAAUCUAAUGUAAUGUAAUAAUAAUACUUUAAGUCUAUAUUUAUCAAAGAUAUGCCUUGUAAAUGGUAAUAUCAUUAAUUUUAACAUUCUAGAACGUAAACUAAAUAAUAAAUUCAAUUCUUUGUUUUAAUAACUAAAUGAAA
This is a messenger RNA of Wasmannia auropunctata (little fire ant), 2446 nucleotides long. Its product is annotated as nicalin. Bases 144 to 1811 code for a protein of 555 amino acids. Gene Ontology annotation, biological process: regulation of signal transduction. NCBI's taxonomy places the organism in Eukaryota, Metazoa, Arthropoda, Insecta, Hymenoptera, Formicidae. The record is from RefSeq and is a predicted model, not a curated record. Gene Ontology annotation, cellular component: endoplasmic reticulum membrane. The transcript has 7 exons.